Molecule: messenger RNA, 5257 nt
Organism: Onychostoma macrolepis
Lineage: Eukaryota; Metazoa; Chordata; Actinopteri; Cypriniformes; Cyprinidae
Gene: bcl6aa
Product: BCL6A transcription repressor a
Exons: 9
Coding region: 1843-3963 (706 amino acids)
Biological process (GO): regulation of transcription by RNA polymerase II
Cellular component (GO): nucleus
Molecular function (GO): RNA polymerase II cis-regulatory region sequence-specific DNA binding; DNA-binding transcription factor activity, RNA polymerase II-specific; protein binding
Source: RefSeq, a predicted model, not a curated record
AUUCUUUUCCUCUGGCGCGCUGUUGCCAUUGCUCACACAUGUUCAUUGGGCUGUUUUAUUGGAUUUUAUGGUUAAAUGUUUAUCUCGGCUGAUUUUUAGGUGUUUUUGCGGACAGUUUUUAGAGCAGAGUGUUUAUGUAGUGGGUCUGUCUUAGUGGAAAUACUUUUGACAGUUUAGGUCGUCCUGCAUGAACCACACUGCUUCUCACUGCGGGAUCGUGGGGUUGUAAAUAGUAUGUUUGCAGGCAGCAGAGGGGUGAAAAUUUAGACGCGGUGCGCGUUUUAUUUUUCCGAACAAGACAGCUUUCAAAGUUGACUAAAUAGCAUAUGGGGGUUAAGAUUAUAAACCGGGGGCUGUGUAGUGCGUGGUCAAAUUUACAGAUAGAAGCGUUAACCAAGGCAUCCAACGAUUUCACUCUUUAUCUAUGCAUGUUUUAAAACCCGGAGUUCGCACUCUCGCUCGCUCUGUCUCUAGUCUAGAUGUUUUGGUUUUGUUGUCCUGUGCCAGAAGCCGUUCACACUGUUUUCAUAUGCUGGUAUAAAUCACAUCCCAAGCUUAGAGAUGGUUUCUGAUUUGGUUGUACAAUUGUUGAGCGAGUGUUUGCCAUUUGCUUUUGUUUUUUAUACUUUUUUUUUUCUGCAGCGCAGGGACCCAUUAAUGUCAUUAUUGAUAUUGUCAUUAUUGUUUUUGUUUUUUUGGUCAAAGUGCAUAAAGUGACAGAUUUUGCUGAACUGCUAUAAAAUGUAACAGUGUUUAGCAGUAGAGAUGAAAUAGGAAAGUUUGUAUCGUUCUGCGGUUGCUGUCACUUGAAACAGCACGAGCGCAGCAGACCUGCAUAAGUUUCUCAGUACUCAUGUGUUUUCACUUUAAAUGUGUGUGUAUAUAUAUAUUUGUUAUUUGUCGCCAAUGUGUUGGGCGUUUCAUUUUGAAAUAAGUUUUAAUGUUCUCGUCAGAAAUGCAGCAUAUUAGAAAGAUGUGUAUAUUAAAAAAAAAAACUAUAUAUUUAAAGUACUGCUUGGCACUGAGCGAUUGGCUCGUAAAUCUCUGUCCGCUGUUUGCGUGUUGUGAAUCGGGCUCUAUUCCUGGAAUGAGCACAUUUAAUGGCGUUCAGUUACAUAGGGUAAAAGUGGUAAAUAAGAUUUAACGCUUAAUAAGAUGGAAACAGAGCAAGAAUGCGAGACAAAUAAGAGCUCAACAGAGAGCGCGUGUGCUCUGCCAUAUGACACUUUUCUGUGUUCGUGAGAAGUUGACGUUGUUUAUACGGUCGUAGUGAUUUAAGAUUGCCAAAUGCCGGCGAAACUGCCAAAUAUGACUUGAUAUGCGAGUUGCAGGUGUUGUCGGUGUCGUUUUGCGUCGCUGAACGUCAAAACGGUCUCUGGGUGACAUCUCGUGGACGCAAAACUUUAGAUUUCUUAAAGAGUUGACGGAAUAAAACUAACUGUUCAGAACAUGAAAUCAGCGUGGCUAAAAAAGUUCUUCGGGUCAGUAGAAAACAUUUUUAGAGAAGAGCUGGUGUAUUUAGGUGUUAUGGUGGGUUUCUGAGUGUGCAUGUGUGUGAUUUUUAUUUGUUUGUCCAGUGGUUAAAAUCCCGAUCAUCUGCGCGUUUGCCUCCUCACACAAGAGCAUUACAAGAAUCAUGGGCUGAUUAAGCUACUUUGGCACCAUGACAGCGCGCGGUCGGGGAUAUUGAUGUUAUGUAGGCUCAAGUGGAAACAGAAUCUCGAAUACUGAAUGUUCAACAUGUGAGAAAUGUUCGCCUAACUAUUUAAAGGCGUCCAGUGAAACUAUAUUUGUGUCAAGGCGCCAGAUGUGACUGGGAGAACCGUCUGAGAUCUCGAAAAAAUGGCUUGUGCAGCCGACAGCUGCAUUCAAUUCACGCGUCAUGCAAGUGAUGUUCUGCUCAACCUGAACCGACUGCGUAGCAGAGAUAUCCUUACAGAUGUCACGAUUCUGGUCAACAGGCAACAGUUUCGAGCACACAAAACAGUCCUUAUGGCAUGCAGUGGACUCUUCUACUCAAUCUUUACUGAUUCACACAAAUGCAACCUGAACGCCAUCAGUCUGGACCCGAAGGUUGACCCAGAGGGUUUCGCAAUCCUUCUGGAGUUCAUGUACACUUCACGUCUCACACUGAAGGAGAGCCUCAUCAUGGCCAUCAUGAACACAGCCAUCUAUUUACAGAUGGACCACGUUGUUGACACCUGCCACAGAUUCAUAAAGUCCAGUGACUCCUCCAUCAAACUUCCCAGAGAGGACUUUCUGGUCAGCCCCCUGCUUUUACCUCAAGACAUUCACAGUUACAGACCCCAUGAGGUGCUGGAAAACGUUCCUGGACGGGCAGCGACUUUCAGAGAUGGGAGACCCUAUGGUGUCUGCAUGUUUAACGGGGUCAACAGUCCUAACAGCUCGUACCUUUACAGCCAGUUUCCCAUGCAAGGUUUUCCCUUUCCUCUUUGCAAGCUGACAGAUACCAAAAACACUUUCUCAGACUUCUCAAAGGGAGGCAUCAUCCAUCACAAACACUGCUCGCCGGCUGAUGGCAACAACCCCGUGCUGGCCGAUUUCACCCGUAGCGCUACCGGCGGGAGCUCAACUGCUUGCCAUGCCAGUUCAUACUCCUCGAGAGAGCUGGGAAGGGAUGAGGAAAUGAAGCGGGAGACCUUGGAGGGAGUGGUCCAUUCGAUUGGGAUGAGCUCCAGAAAGCACGGCUUCACCAGCCUGGCCCAGGAGCAGCAGCAGAGGGAGACUGGGAAAGAGCAAAGUUCCCUGGCAGAGGAGCAUCUGAGCCACCAACACUACUCCAUGGGCAUAUCCUCUAAUGGACGCAAAACCUUGAUGAGCAGUCCUCAGAGCCCCCUCAAAUCAGAUUGCCAGCCCAAUUCCCCAACAGAAUCGAGCAGCAGCAAAAACGCCGCCCUCGCGCAGUCCUUGCAACCUCCAACCUCUCAAGGUACUCAAGACCCUAAAGCUCGUAACUGGAAGAAAUACAAAUUCAUUGUUCUCAAUCAGAGCUCCAAGGAGGAGGAGACCAGUCCUCGUGACCCUGGAAUGCACUCCCCGCAGAGGCCGGGAUUGUCGGCUUUUCUUCACCAUGUUGAUUCUGAACAUCCCGACUCGAAGGCGACAACAAAGAUCAACGAGCAAGGCGAGGACUUCACCGUGCCUCAGGCCAGUCGCCUCAACAACAUCAUCAACAGCAGAACUCUAGAGGGAUCACAGAGGAACAGCGACAGCCACUCUUCUCUCUAUAUGAGCCAUUUAAAAUGCUCGUCCUGUGGCUCCCAGUCUCCACAACACCCUGACGUCUGUCCCAACACGUCCGCCUCGCGUCUGGCCGAGGAGAUGUCUGAGAUGCACUCGGAGUACUCCGAUUCCAGCUGUGAAAAUGGAACAUACUUCUGUAAUGAAUGCGACUCCAAGUUUGCAGAGGAGGAAGCCUUGAAACGCCACACGCUUCAGGUCCACAGCGACAAGCCAUACAAAUGUGACCGUUGCCAAGCAGCAUUCCGCUACAAGGGAAACCUUGCCAGUCACAAAACAGUUCACACCGGAGAGAAACCGUAUAGAUGCAAUAUCUGCGGGGCUCAGUUCAACAGACCAGCUAACCUCAAAACCCACACACGAAUUCACUCAGGAGAAAAGCCAUACAAGUGCGAGACAUGCGGCGCUAGAUUUGUGCAGGUUGCUCACCUUCGGGCUCAUGUUCUCAUUCAUACCGGAGAGAAGCCAUAUCCAUGCGAGAUCUGUGGCACUCGUUUCCGCCAUCUGCAGACGCUGAAAAGUCACCUGCGAAUACACACGGGAGAAAAGCCCUAUCAUUGUGAGAAAUGCAACUUGCAUUUUCGCCACAAAAGUCAGCUGCGGUUACACCUGCGGCAGAAGCACGGUGCAAUCACCAACACCAAGAUCCAGUAUCGCAUGUCCUCGACAGACCUACCAACCGACUUAACAAAGGCAUGCUGAGAAAGCACUUAGGGGCAGACAUGACCAUGGCAUUAUAUGACCUGACUUGUACAAUCAUUCUAAAUUUUAGUGCCACACUGUGUUAAUCGGACAAGAAAAAAAAAAAGAAAAAAAAAACAAAACACUGGCAAGAAAUGCCAGUCUAAACGGGUUUCCUCUACAUUUGAACAUAGAAACACAAUAUGGUCUCUUGUAGUCACUUUAUUGUUUUAUAUAUAUAUAUAUAUAUAUAUAUAUAUAUAUUAAUGUUGGGAGUGUUUUUACGUUUUGAGUUACUAAAAAAGCUUUAUUUUGUUGGAAGAAGGAUGGAAUGUAAAACAUUUAAAUCCGGUUUUUGAAAAUACAGUAUUUUCUAACAAAAAAAAAUACUUUUCUGAAGGUAUUGGGGAUUUUGAUUGAGGUUGGAAUAUUUUAAGUCAAACACAUUUCUCGCAAAGCAAAGAAUUGUGUCUAUAGAUUUUUAUAUAUAUAAAUGUACAGGUUACACUAUAUUGGAACGACCUCUGUCUUGUAAGAGGAACUCCUAACUGUGACUAUAGCAUUGAAUAUCUUACUUGGUUUUUGUCGUGUACUUUUGAGAAUAAUGGCUGCUCUCUCAAAUGGAAAACAUGCAUGAGGUGGGUUGCCACUGAUAAACUUUCACUAUGUAGGCAACUGCAUAAAUAUUGUGACAGUGUAAUUACUUUACAUCAAGAUUGCUCUCUGCUGGCAGAGCCGAUGUGGAAUUACAUGGUAACAUAUGCAUUCAAAAGUAAUAAUGAUUAUAAUAAUAAUAAUAAAAAAGAAAGGGUACUGCUAUGUUAUGACCAAGGAGAUAUUUUGCUUCAGAUGUAUUUGUAUAGAAACGUGACUUUUUAUUUCUUUUGGCAAGUGAAGGUUUACAGUUUUGUCGUUGUAAGCUACGUAAAAGGUUAUACUAUUGUCUUUAUUUUCUUUUCUUUUUGUCUGUGUAUACACUGUGUACUCAAGGUGCCUUUCUCAAUGGUGUCUGAAUUUCUUUUCAUUCAGCCCAGCUCUACUAAGGUACAACUGAAGGGCAACACAUGUCCUUUUUUCCCUUUUUGAGUGUGUAAACAUGUGAGAAUGUUUUUGUGACAGAAGGACAGCGUGGCUGAGUGUGUGUGCAUGUGUGCUUUAUAAAUGCUUUUCACACACUUCAAGAAAAAAUGCAACUCAUUGCGUGAGCUAUACAUCUUCAGGACUUGUUUUGGGAUUGGGCUUUUUUAAAUAAUAAAAAAAAUGCAUUAAGCUUACUGUAAAAUAUAGAUGUAUGAAUGUAAAAUAAAAGUAUUGG